CCUGCAUACAUCGACGUUGGUACCUUAUGGGUUUUCUCUAGGCUGUGAUUCGCAUUUUCCAUCCAAGCGCCUCGAAGCCCACCUCUCGAAUAUGCAGCAAAUGAGUCCUCACCGAAGCGUUGAGGACGCAGAUGGUGCCGGGGAUCCCCCGGCUGCAAAGAGGCCUCGAGUCAGCGCACCACGCAGUGCGUAUCCUCGCAGACGGGCUGUGGCGGCCUGCCAGCUCUGCCGCAUGAGAAAGUCUAAAUGUGACAACCAGCGUCCUUCUUGUGGCACAUGCACUUCACUGCAAUUCCAAUGCGUCUAUCAGGAUACCUCCACAGACUUUUCCUCGUUUGACCCGGCGAGCCUUGCCAUUCUGGAUCGCGUAAAUUAUGCUAUCCGGCUGAUAGAACAAAGCCCCGGCACUCCGCGCACUUCAUUUCCCGACACCCCGGGUGGUGCGAGAAACGUCCCACAGGAGUCUGGGGAAAGUGCCGGCUCUAAUUUGACGCUAACAACAUCUCCCAGCGAAACGAUUUACAAGAGUACAGAAUAUACAUUUUUGCUAGAAGCACAGCAGCUUCAGGCAAAGUGUGCGAGCGGCCGUGUUUUAAAAUGGCCCUCUCUUAGUGGUCUUUGUGACCCGAACGAACUCGACAAGUUGUUCUUCAACCCGUCCUGCCCUGAAGAGACCGUGGAGCAAGGAGUGUCAUCUAGGGGUCGUGGAAUUCGCGAGGAAGACGUUCCUUUACUUGUUGAGAAUUUCUUGGAAAACGUUCACACGAAGAAUCCAAUCCUGGACCCCCACGAGCUGAGAAAUCUGUCUCGCCGUAUCGAGGAAGAUGGUUUUCGAUGGGAUGGACCGUCCUGCUUGAUUCUUAUCACAUGUGCCUUGGGAACAGUCGCCAGGCCUUUCUGUCUUGAUACUCCGGGACCUCAAGAUAGGUCCCAUCAGGACGGCCGCGACUAUGUUACUGCCGAAUCAUACUACAAUGCGGCACGCAAGCGAAUCGGCUUACUAGGCCCUUCGAUAAUCGCUAUUCAAUGUGCGUUCCUCGUCGGUGUUUACGAAAUGUAUACAAUGCGACCCCUACGAGCUUCACUAUCGUUCAACCGAGCCUGUACCUAUUUUCAAACCCAUCUGAAAUCCUCAUCAUUCAACCAGUCUGUUGAACAGUCAUCGGAGACAGUCAGAUCUCGCCUUUACUGGUCCUGUCUGAAGUCAGACUGUGAAAUGAGAGAGGAAAUUGCGUUGCCACCAACAGAAUUGGCCAAGGUAGAAUAUUCCGAUGCCUUCCCUUCUCCCCCGGAGAGUGUAUUGUAUCCAGAUGGUGGAACUCAAGUCGGAUCAACCACAAAUUUGGCUGCCAGCUCGGAACGCAGUUGGUACUAUUACUUGUCAGAGGUUGCAGGCCGGCGAAUGCUAAACCGCAUUACUGCCACACUGUACCCUUUGGACCCAGACGAAUGGACAAAAAUGCCUAUCCAUAACCUUCAGCGCAUUGCUGAGGAGCUCGAUGCUCAGGCCGUUCAAUGGCUGGAGAACUUUCCGCCCAUGUUCCAAUCUAAUGGCGCCGACACUGCAGAUGAACUAUCAUAUUUCCUCCACGCGCGGUACCUAGAUCUCCGUGAGCGAAUUUGGCGACCCUUUUUGUAUUUGGCGGCACACUCCAGCCCCCGGGAUCCGAAUAUGCCGAUAUAUGCGCAGAAUGCUAACCUAUGCCUGGAGAAUAUCUCUAACCAUCUCCGCAAUUGUUUCACUAGACAUAGGCACCAUGGAUCCUGGUUUGCAGCACGCAAUCUUUUUACCAAAGGUCUCCUGGUGCUGGUGGCUGCGAGGAGCCAGAACAUUGCGAUGCCUUCAGAUUGGACUACAAUGAUGGACAAUUGUAUCGCGGGCAUCGCAUACUGGGAAGACGAAGCCCCAGAUUUGCGCACUGCAAGACUUGCUCUUCAGCAUAUCUACCAGUCGGUUAACCCGCCCGUACCAGCAUUUGGAAGCCCGACUCAGUAAAUGUAUGCACUAGCCUAAUGCAUCUUGGUUCGUUUGGUUAUACUUCGGCUCGCUGCUGGGACCCACCUGGGCAAGCCUGCCGGGGAGACACGGACUUAACGCCAUUUCUUGCGGGGAUAGCAGCCGCUUCUCCGCAUACAACGAGGCUGAUGCUUCGGGACAUCUUACACCGUACACUAUCCAUGCUGUCUUGGCUCCCUUCGUAACCUCUAUGAGAAGUGGGGUGCUCACCGAUAAGCUUGUCAUAUAACCUGACCAUAGCCCGACUUUAAUAUUGCUGGAAGCCCUCCACUUUUACUAAACAAACCGAAAGUCCGUCAAUUUCGUCCUAUAAACGAAUUAGCCCUAAUAACGAAGUACAAUGGGUUCUACCGACACUCGCCUUCCGACCCUCCGUUGGGGCAUAAUCG
Molecule: messenger RNA, 2406 nt
Organism: Aspergillus versicolor CBS 583.65
Lineage: Eukaryota; Fungi; Ascomycota; Eurotiomycetes; Eurotiales; Aspergillaceae
Exons: 3
Coding region: 92-1996 (634 amino acids)
Biological process (GO): regulation of DNA-templated transcription
Molecular function (GO): zinc ion binding; DNA-binding transcription factor activity, RNA polymerase II-specific
Source: RefSeq, a predicted model, not a curated record